UAAGAUUUUCUUUCUCUUUCUUUUAGUUUGUAACAUGGCAUCAUCUGGCACUGGCUCCCCUUGUGGUGCAUGCAAGUUUCUGAGACGAAAAUGCGCUUCCGACUGUGUAUUUGCGCCUUAUUUCUGCUCGGAACAAGGCCCCUCAAGGUUUGCCGCCAUCCAUAAGGUCUUUGGUGCUAGCAAUGCCUCCAAAUUGUUGUUACAUAUCCCGGCACAUGAUCGUUGCAAGGCGGUCGUCACCAUUGCUUACGAGGCUCAAGCAAGGAUUCGAGAUCCUGUUUAUGGUUGCGUUGCUUAUAUUUUCGCCUUGCAGCAGCAGGUGGCGUACCUCCAAGCUCAAUUAAUGCAAGCGAAAGCUCAGCUGGCUCAAACUGCUAUGAAUUCACAUAACAUAGAGAAUCUGUGGCAAGGCAAUGUUUGUGGGACUGUUCCUUCCGUUCCAACCUUCGUGAACCCCAUUUCUCCACAAAGCUCACUCGACAGAUGCGACAACAUGAGCUUACAAAGCAGAGAUGAUCAUUUUUAUGUCCACGGUUACCCUAAGAGGAGACCCUCCAAUAAUGAGCUGGGUGAGCUUCAAGCACUUGCCCUUAGAAUGAUGAGGGACUCAAACUAAAUCAUCCUUCUUCUUUAUGGAGUACGAUUCUCCUUCUCUCCUGAUGCUGAUGUUUGUAUUUGUAUAUACGGAGACUGUUUCCGAGAAAACUUAAUACUAAACUUUCUGGUCAGCCAUGCAAUAUUGGCGUUUGCCUCUUUGUUCAA
Messenger RNA from Hibiscus syriacus, 762 nucleotides. RefSeq names its product LOB domain-containing protein 16-like. NCBI's taxonomy places the organism in Eukaryota, Viridiplantae, Streptophyta, Magnoliopsida, Malvales, Malvaceae. The transcript is spliced from 2 exons. Gene Ontology annotation, cellular component: nucleus. The coding region runs from base 35 to 616 and encodes 193 amino acids. The record is from RefSeq and is a predicted model, not a curated record. Gene Ontology annotation, biological process: hormone-mediated signaling pathway; positive regulation of DNA-templated transcription.